Molecule: messenger RNA, 1609 nt
Organism: Rhea pennata
Lineage: Eukaryota; Metazoa; Chordata; Aves; Rheiformes; Rheidae
Gene: CDC34
Product: cell division cycle 34, ubiqiutin conjugating enzyme
Exons: 5
Coding region: 28-735 (235 amino acids)
Biological process (GO): protein polyubiquitination; ubiquitin-dependent protein catabolic process
Molecular function (GO): ubiquitin conjugating enzyme activity
Source: RefSeq, a predicted model, not a curated record
GGCGCGGCGCGGCCCGCCCCGCCCGGCAUGGCGCGGCCGCUGGUGCCCAGCUCGCAGAAGGCGCUGCUGCUGGAGCUCAAGGGGCUGCAGGAGGAGCCCGUGGAGGGGUUCCGGGUCAGCCUGGUGGACGAGGGGGACCUCUACAACUGGGAGGUGGCCAUCUUCGGGCCCCCCAACACCUACUACGAGGGCGGAUACUUCAAGGCUCGUCUCCGGUUCCCCAUUGACUACCCCUAUUCUCCUCCUGCCUUUAGGUUCUUAACCAAAAUGUGGCACCCCAAUAUCUAUGAGACUGGUGAUGUCUGCAUCUCAAUCCUCCACCCACCUGUGGAUGAUCCGCAGAGUGGGGAGCUGCCGUCUGAGCGAUGGAACCCAACCCAGAAUGUGCGGACCAUUCUUCUGAGCGUGAUCUCACUGCUGAAUGAACCCAACACAUUUUCUCCGGCCAACGUAGACGCUUCAGUGAUGUACCGCAAGUGGAAGGAAAGUAAAGGGAAGGAUCGGGAGUAUACGGACAUCAUCAGGAAGCAAGUCUUGGGAACAAAGGUUGAUGCUGAGCGGGAUGGUGUGAAGGUCCCCACCACUCUGGCAGAGUACUGUGUGAAGACCAAGACUCCAGCCCCGGAUGAAGGUUCAGACCUCUUUUAUGAUGACUAUUAUGAAGAUGAUGAGAUGGAGGAGGAAGCAGACAGUUGCUAUGGUGAUGAGGAUGACUCUGGCAAUGAGGAAUCUUGAUGGCCUUCUGGCAGUUGCAAAACUUAUUAUAAACUACUGAAUUUUACCUCAAAUAGGACAAACUGGUUUGAAUUUUGGAUAUGUCAGCCCUGAAAUUAACUCUCUACCUCGCAGGGUUCUGCUGUUGUAAAGGACAAUACACCAAUGUCUUUAAGAAAAGAAACAAAAAAAGAAAAAAACAGAAAAAGAAAACAAAAAGCACCCAAACCCUAUUUUAUAAACUUCCUACAUGUGGUGUAGGGGGAAGGGAAAGUCACAUUGAGGCAAUCACAGAUCCACAGUAACUGGGGAGCCAAUGGCCCUGGCUAGAUUGAGGAAGACAGAAAAAAAUGGUGUUGGCUGCCACUUUUUUGGGGGCGUGCUUGACUGGUCUUGAGUCCUGCGUGGGAGAAACGGUUUCAGGAGGCUGUGGAGCUGAUGAAUAGCCACUUUGGGUGGGAGGUGCGUGAGCUUUUAUGUAGCUUUCUACAGCCUUUAAGCUAUCAGAGUGGAAACGGUGUCAGGGUAAAUGUUGCCUCCCUCGUGCUGCCUGGGGCUUCGGCCUUUCCCUGGUUUGGCUGUACUGCCGCGCUCCUGGCCACUAGAAGGAGCAGUCGGGCACUGCUGUGGCUCAGGCCGGCUCCUGUGUGGGACUUUCCUGCCACUUUCUCCCAUGGCACCUGCUUCCGUGUGGAGCCAGGCCCCAGGGUGGGCAGGAGCUGGAGCACUCCGGGCAGGAUGUCCAGCACAGCUCUCGGGCACUGGUGCAGGGAGGGGCAGUUUGUAGUUUUUAACUAGCUGGGAGGGGUGGGGUAGUUCUGAAUCUUUCUGCUUCUCUCUCUCUCUUUCUUUUUUUUUUUUGGAAACUAUUUAAUAAAGUACUUUAAGUGAACAA